UACACCAAACAAGUCAUACGAACUAACAUAUUAUAUAUGUAGGUACCUAUAAUAUAGUAAUAACUAGUGACCGACCGAUUUGGCAAAUAAGUAUAAAGACAUUUUUGUAUUUUUUUAGUCACUAAAACCGGAAUAAACCUGUUUGUGCUGCCACGACGUGCAUCGCACACCCGCAUCAGUGCAGUCGAUUGUGCUCAAACACUGAACAAUGGCCCAUUUGGAUCUUAAAGUUGGUGCACCAACUGUGUCAGUAGAAUUGGCAAAGGAAUAUAUGGAAAGAUACAAAGAUGAAUUCCAUAAGAAAAGUGCCAUAACAAAUCUUGUAAAUGAACCUAAUAUAUUACUUUGUAAAAAGAAGCUGGUGGAGAAAAUUGAAGAAAACACAGAAUUAUUUUGUCAACUUGAACAUCUGUUACGAAAAAAACCAAUGGAUGAAGUCAAAAAUAUUGAUUUGAAAAUAAUUAAAAAUAGCUUAUUGGACAAUUUCAGUUGGGCGAGUUGUACAGAUAGUGUAACCUUUACUGACACCACACCCCUGGCUCUUCUCGCGAUCUUCAGCUAUAAUUAUGUAAAUGAUAAAGAGUUCCGUGUGGUGGGCACAGAACAAACAACUCCACUGUGUUAUCUUUUUGUGAAGCUGUGCAGAGAUGUUGGACUCAACAACGUCACUUUUGGGUUGACAGAUAAAAAAAUAGAUAAAUGUAUGUUUUUCAAUAAGUUCACCUGCGCUGGAGUUGUCACUGAGAAGUCUGACAUAAACUCUGCAGUGGAUGCCUUCCUCUUGUCUUCAUCACAGCACCCGUGGAGUCUGAAACGGAUCUUUGUUCAGGAGAACGUUUACGAAACAUUUAAGAAAUGUAUCGAAGGCAAGAGUAAAUUAAAAGAACAAGAGAAUGCAAAAGUGACGGAAGAUGUAAAAAAACUAGCCAACGAAUUGUACGUAUAUAAAAACAAAGUAUUUAUGUUCGACUUUGCCGGUGAUUACGACUCGCUAGUGGACAGCACAGUACAUAAUAUUUGUGUGGAAGCGUACCGGACCACAAAAGAAGUUUUGUCUUUGAUUCAAAAUGUCAACUUCUUGUCUCUAUGGUCGAGUGACAUAGCCGAAGCGCACGAGAUUGCUGUCGCAGCGCCAUCUACUUUAAUUUGGGUGAACGACAUCGACAAUAUGGACGGCCCGCCAUUUAUAUGCCGAUGGCUGCCUACAUUACAUUACAAUUUGUUUUAUAAAGAAACCAAUUACAAACUAAUUCUUUCGAAAAAAUCAAUAGUAACAUCGUUUACUACUUGGGGGAGUAAAUAUGAUACAAAAAGACGUUCUAAGAUUAUUUGGGAAGCUUUUAACAAUUUCAAAAGCGAAGAUAUUACUUCAUCCGCAAAUGAAUUAGUGAAAUUAGUAGAGAAGGAAAUAUUACAUGUACAAUCACAUAACUCAUUAGAAAUUGAUAAUGGCACAAUGUAUAUGAGUGUAGGUCUACCUGUUGGUGUAUUACCCUUAGCUGUAACGAAACUAGAGGAUGUACUAAUUAUGAUAAGAUCAUUGCUACUAGGAAAUGGAUGUGUGAUUUACAAAGGUGAUACAGACGUAACAAAAAUACUCCCGCGUUUCCGAUCAUUUUUGGAAACUCUCAUAAAAGCUGGCGUGCCCGUUUUAGAUAGCACCAAAGACGAGGCCUCAAGUGUAAAAGAAAACUAUGUUACGUAUAAAACUAUCGUGUCUAAUUUUGGAACAAUAUUUGCUAAUUGAUUUCUUUGUUCUUUCUUACGAAUGUCUUGUAGAUAUAAAAAUUUUAUUUACUUUAAAAGCAUACACACACACAAGGCACUGUAAUAUAAAAACAAAAAUAAAAAAAGUUGUUAUAAGCCUAUUACUCACUAAACGAUUAUUUGAAUGACGAGCGUGCAUGACAAUAGUUGUUCAUGCACUGGAUUUUCAUUUAUUGUUAGACAUAGACACCUAUAUAAAUAACUGGCCUUUAAAAUAAAUAAAUAAAAUAUUCAAUCGAGUUUCUUGCCAGUUCUUCUCAAUUGGAUCUAUAUACUGAACUGGACGGCAGGAAAAAAAUUUUUAAGUUCACAUAGCGGCUAAAAUAUCCUACAUGAAGAAAUGCUUUCUGAAUUUUGAAGUUAUUUAAUUUUAGUUACACAUUACAUUUGUCAACAAAAUACAAUACAAUAGAGAUUUACACAUAAAAUACAACACAGGUACAAAAAAAGACGGUGUGAGUAGAGUAGAUUGUAGUCCAAGAUCCCAAGGACUCUAGACAUUACUCAUUUUGUCAUUAGCUGUCUUUAGACGUACAUCUUUUCUCU
Messenger RNA from Achroia grisella, 2313 nucleotides. RefSeq lists its product as uncharacterized. Gene Ontology annotation, molecular function: oxidoreductase activity. Lineage: Eukaryota; Metazoa; Arthropoda; Insecta; Lepidoptera; Pyralidae. The coding region runs from base 209 to 1747 and encodes 512 amino acids. The record is from RefSeq and is a predicted model, not a curated record. The transcript is spliced from 7 exons.